Messenger RNA from Hibiscus syriacus, 997 nucleotides. RefSeq names its product desiccation-related protein PCC13-62-like. Lineage: Eukaryota; Viridiplantae; Streptophyta; Magnoliopsida; Malvales; Malvaceae. Bases 18 to 959 code for a protein of 313 amino acids. The record is from RefSeq and is a predicted model, not a curated record. The transcript is spliced from 3 exons.
UUGUAUAAUUAAGCAAAAUGGCUACUCGAUCAUGCUCCUAUGCUUUUCUCCUUCUUGUUGCCUUCCAAUCCGCCGUUAUGAAGGGGGAUACCGUUCGUCCUCCACCUCAGUGCAGGCCGGUACCAGCUUCCACCUUAGAAAAGAUUGAAUUCGUCUUGAACUUGAUCGUUUACAGAGCAGAAAUUUUUCUGCGUUCUUCAGUCGGUCGUGGAAUCAAUGGUAUAUCACCAGGUCUGGUCCAAGGCCCCGUUCCCAUCGGCGCCACCGUCGCGGAGCUCGACGGUGAAAUCCGCGACAUCAUCGAGGAAUUUGGUUUAAGUGGUGUCGGACAUAUCAGGGCUAUCGUCAACGUCACGGAAAUCAAAGCUCCGGUUGCAAGGCCUCAGCUGAAUUUCAGCAGACAACUUUUUUCAGACUUAAUCGACGUCGUUUUGAACGGCUCUGCUUUGACUCCUCCAUUCGACGUUUACGGAGCCACCACCAACUUUUUGUUCGUUGCCGCCGAUGCUUCUUCUCUUUUACAACAAUAUUUGCUCGGAAUUAUUCCUUCCGUAGUCGGCGACGCUGAACGACGGCUGGUGGCCGGAAUAGCGCUCAAGGUGGCGGCAGAAUUCGGAGUUAUCCGAGCCCAACUGUACGGCAGGGCGAAUUCAACAGUGUCGCCUUAUAAAUUCACUGUGGCGAAUCUCACCAUGCUUAUCUCACAACUGGUUAACCAACUUGCGGGAUGCGGUGUGAAAGAUGAAGGAUUGAUGGUGCCACUCCAACUCGGAGCGGAGAAUCGGACUACCAGUAACGUCGUACCGGCGGAUGUGUAUUCCCUUGCUUCCCCACGGUAUGAACGGGAGCUCUUGAAGAUCCUAUUCGGAACCGGUAAUGCAACCAGGCCCGGUGGAUUUUUCCCAAGUGGCUUCAAUGGGACACUUUUUAGACGAAUUCAAACCCAAGGACUUAGCUAAGAGCUAUGAAAAUACUAGGAGUCCCACACAUACUUUUA